AUGACGGAGGGAAGGCGAUGUCAGGUCCAUCUCCUGGACGACAGGAAACUGGAGCUCCUUGUCCAGCCCAAGUUGAUGGCAAAGGACCUCCUGGACCUGGUGGCCUCUCACUUCAACCUCAAGGAGAAGGAGUACUUUGGAAUUGCAUACACAGAUGAAACGGGCCAUUUUAGUUGGCUGCAGCUGGACCGCAGGGUAUUAGAACACGAAUUUCCCAAAAAAUCAGGACCCAUUGUCCUCUACUUCUGUGUCAGGUUCUACAUCGAGAGCAUAUCAUACUUGAAAGACAACGCCACCAUUGAGCUGUUUUUCCUCAACGCCAAGUCCAUCAUCUACAAGGAGCUCAUUGAAGUGGACAGCGAUGUCGUCUUUGAACUGGCUUCUUAUAUUCUCCAAGAGGCUAAAGGUGAUUUCACUAGUAACGACGCGACCAGGUCCGACCUAAAGAAGCUCCCUGCUCUUCCCACCCAAGCCCUAAAGGAGCACCCGUCCCUAGCUUACUGUGAGGAUCGUGUCAUCGAGCACUACAAGAAGCUCAGCGGGCAGUCCAGAGGGCAAGCUAUCGUAAACUACAUGAGCAUUGUGGAGUCCCUGCCCACAUAUGGAGUACAUUACUACGCUGUAAAGGAUAAGCAGGGGAUCCCCUGGUGGCUGGGACUCAGCUAUAAAGGCAUUUUUCAGUACGACCAUCAGGACAAAGUCAAGCCCAGAAAGGUGUUCCAAUGGCGUCAGCUGGAGAACCUCUACUUCCGAGAGAAGAAGUUCUCCGUGGAAGUUCAUGACCCCAGGAGUCGGGCGUCGGUGACGCGCCGGACAUUCGGCCACAGCGGCAUCGCCGUGCACACCUGGUACGCCUGCCCGGCCCUCAUCAAGUCCAUCUGGGCCAUGGCUAUAAGCCAGCACCAGUUCUAUCUAGACCGCAAGCAGAGCAAGUCGAAGAUCCACGCGGCACGCAGUCUGAGCGAGAUCGCCAUCGACCUCACCGAAACGGGAACGCUGAAAACGUCCAAACUGGCUAACAUGGGCAGCAAAGGCAAGAUUAUCAGUGGAAGCAGUGGCAGUCUGCUUUCCUCAGGCUCUCAGGAAUCGGACAGCUCGCAAACAGCCAAAAAGGACAUGCUAGCAGCGUUGAGGGCCCGCCAGGAAGCUCUGGAGGAGACGCUGAAGCAGAGGCUUGAGGAGCUCAAGAACAUCUGCAUCAGAGAGGCUGAGCUGACUGGAAAACUUCCCAAGGAAUACCCACUGGAUCCUGGAGAGGAAGCUCCCACAGUGCGGCGAAAGAUCGGCACUGCCUUCAAACUGGACGAACAGAAGAUUCUUCCAAAGGGAGAGGAAGAGGAACUGGAGCGGCUGGAGCGGGAGUUCGCCAUUCAGUCGCAGAUAACCGAAGCUGCCCGUCGCCUGGCCGGCGACCCGCACGUCAACAGCAAGAAGCUGAAAAAGCAGAGGAAGACGUCGUAUCUCAACGCCCUCAAGAAGCUGCAGGAGAUCGAGAAUUCCAUCAACGAAUAUCGGAUUCGCUCUGGAAAGAAACCCACUCAAAGGGCAUCGCUAAUAAUCGAAGAGGCCAACAUUGGCUCGGAAGAAAGUUCCCUAUCCGACGCUCUGGUCCUGGAUGACGACGACCCCCAGAUGACGGGGACGCCCAACUACUCGCCAAUAGCGUCGCCCCACAAGGGCCUCCCGCCGCGUCCUCCCUCCCACAGUCGUCCCCCUCCGCCGCAGUCCCUGGACGGGCUACGACAUCUGCAUUUCGGCCGCGGCGAUUACGAUAAAUCGCCAAUCAAGCCCAAAAUGUGGAGCGAGUCUUCACUCGACGAGCCAUACGAAAAAGUCAAGAAGCGCUCUUCUCACUCCAGUCACAGGAGAUUCCCGAGCUCCGGCAGCACGGAAGCGGGAGGUAGCAACUCUCUGCAGAGCAGCCCCAUCAGGAGCCUCCCUCAGUGGAACUCUCAGUCCAGCAUGCCGUCCACGCCGGACCUGAGGACACGGACGCCACACUACGUACAUUCCACCAGGUCAGUGGACAUCAGCCCCACACGUCUGCACAGCCUCGCUCAGCACUUUAGGAACCGCAGCUCCAGUUUGGAGUCCCAAGGCAAGCUCCUGACGUCGGACCCGGACGCGCACCCGCACGCGUUGGGUACGCUAGGAAGCCCGGACUUUUUCCUAGGCCCGGCGCGGAGCUCCAACGGCUCCGACCCGCUGGACGACUGCUCCUCUUGUACCAGCCAGAGCAGCUCGGAGCACUUCUACCCAGCCGGCGGGCCCUUGGCGCCCGGUAGCAACCCCAACUACUCCACCCUUGGGGAGGAUUCGCCUUCCAAAGCCAGGCAGAGGCAACGGCAGAGGCAUAGGUCGGCCGGUCACCUAGGGUCGUCCAAUUCGGGCUCCAUGCCAAAUCUAGCGGCUAAAAACGGUUCUGUCGGGGGUUCGGGCGGAAGCGGCGUCGGCGGGGGCCACCACGGCGUCUACCUUCACAGCCAGAGCCAGCCGUCCUCCCAGUACCGCAUCAAAGAGUACCCGCUUUACGUGGAGGGCAGCCCCAACCCGGUGGUGGUGCGCAGCCUGGAGAGUGACCAGGAGGGCCACUACAGCGUCAAGGCCCAGUUCAAGACCUCCAGCUCCUACACGGCGGGGGGACUGUACAAGGAGGCCUGGGGAGGGGAGGAGGGCGGCGAGGGCGGAGGCCGACUCACGCCGUCGCGCUCGCAGAUUGUACGGACUCCGUCGUUAGGGCGCGACGGCAGCGGCGGCGGAAGGGCGGCCGUGUCGGAGGAGCUGCGCUGCUGGUACCAGAGGUCGUCCGGGAGCUUGAAGGAGAGGAGUCACUCCCACUCGGGAUCCGAAACAGGCUCGCUCCGGGGCAGCCGCGUGGGAACGCUAGCCAAGGGUUCGCCAGCCGCGUCCCCUCACAGCCAGAGGAGUAUGACGCCCUCCAGCGAGCAAACGGCCACGCCGCCGUGCAGCCCGCAGCACAUCCUCAACUGGCAGAGCAGCGGGUCCUUCAGCGACAGCUGCUUCCUGGGCGGCCCUUCCUGUUCCGAUCUGGCGGACGUGCAGUGGUACAGACGCGACAAGGCCAAACCCGGAACCCUGGUCUGA
Molecule: messenger RNA, 3105 nt
Organism: Nerophis lumbriciformis (worm pipefish)
Lineage: Eukaryota; Metazoa; Chordata; Actinopteri; Syngnathiformes; Syngnathidae
Source: RefSeq, a predicted model, not a curated record